GCUCAUGCUUUGGUGGACGCCAAGACAACGUUCUGUGGGAAGGAACGUCGUCGGAAAACUACAUGUCCCGGCAUCCCAAGUAGGAGGCUAGACGCGUAGUUUUGGCGCAGUUUGUUGUCCGCCUCGCCCCCAGGCGCUGAUCAUAAAGGUUCCAUCCCAUGCGCAGUGCGGUUUGUUUGUUUUUGUGAGUGUGUUCCAGACAAGGGCUUCGUGUGGUGACAUUAUACUGGAAAGCUUGGGAUGGAGGAAGGGGAUCGCCGGACUGGCUCCUCGGGGAGUAACGGGCCCUUUUACCGGGAGUUAGGCCGCGUUUUUGUCUACUACAACAAGCAUCUGGGGAGGCUGCAUCAAAAUCUGAGGGAGACGAAGCGUUUUUUUCGGGACAUUAAGCAUACUUACAGCGGCGGAUCGGAUUCGGACAUCAGAGCGGCCGACUUAGGCCAGCUACAAUGCAUUUCAUUUCCCAGACAAGAGGAAGAAUACUUAAAGUUGACUGUCCGCUGUCGUCCGUGUAUCUUUGUUCUGGGGCAAAACUGUAGUGCCCGUGGCCGUGUGGUGAACACGCUAUUGGGUGAUCAGCUGCUACCAACUAGUGUCCAGUGUGAUCCAGAAACGUGUAAGAGGAGGCGAAUCCGUUUUCGACAUGGAAAGCAGACGCUGGUGAGCUUGGCACUGCCAGAGCAAUAUGAACUGGUCCACCAGCUGGUGGCACACCAGGGUAAAUGGGAUACUAUCCCAGAGGAGGACCUAGAGGUACCGGAGGAUGAAGAAGACCCUGCACACAGACUGGCAGAGCUGGAGGUUACUCUGCCUCAUCAACUGUUACAGGAAGUAGAUAUUGUGGUGUCUCCUUGCCGUGGCUCUCAGACACUGACUUCUACCUUGGAGGACUAUAUUGACCAUGUCCAGUCGGUCGUCGUGUAUGCAGUGAGUGAGGACUUACUGACAAAUCAGGAUGAGGAAGAGCUGACUGACAUAAAGGAGAAAUACAAGCUCCCUCUCUUUUUUCUCCGAACAACACCUCCCAAGGGCAAGAUAAUAAGUGGACCAGAUGCAGGACGUUCAGCUCUCUGUGAGCAGCUCACUGAACUUGGUUAUCUGAAAAGGGGGUUAUGUAGCUGUGGGGCUGCUGGGUCAGGUAGCUCUGCCCCCAGCUUGCUGGUGGAGCAGUUUGAUAAACUGCGUCAAUUGUGCAGCUUCUCUCGACAAGUGCUGCAAAUGCAUCUUGUUGAUGCAGCGAUGGUGCUAAAUAUGGUUCACAGCCGCUGCUUGGACCUGUUUAUCAACCAGGCUUUUGACAUGAGAAGAGAUCUGCAAAUUACCCCCAAAAGGCUAGAGUAUACCCGUCAGAAGGAGAGCGAGUUGUAUGAAUCUUUGAUGCGGAUUUCUGAUCGUAAGCAGGAAGAACUAAAGGACAUGAUUAUUGAAACGCUUAACAGCAUGAGAGAUCAGCUCCUUGAAGAUGCAGCGAACAUGGAUUUUAAAGAUAUCGCUAUCCCACAGAACGGAGAACCCAUUGGCUCGCAGGAAGUAAAAUCCUGCAUUUUUCAGAUCAAGGAGUUGAUUAUCUCACGGCUCAACCAGGCCGUGGUGAAUAAGCUUAUCAGUUCAGUGGACUAUCUGCGCGAGAGUUUUGUGGGUACACUAGAGAGGUGCCUCCGCAGUCUGGAAAGGUCUCAACAGGAAUCUGCCUCUCAUAUCACUAGCAACCACUUGAAACAGAUAUUAAAUGCUGCAUAUCACGUGGAGGUCACUUUCAAUUCAGGAUCCACGGUCACCAGAAUGGUUUGGGAGCAGAUUGUACAGAUAAUCCAGCGAAUAACCUGGGUGAGCCCCCCAGCUAUAACUCCGGAGUGGAAGCGAAGGGUGGCACAAGAUGCCAUAGAAAGCCUGAGCGCAUCCAAGCUUGCGAAGAGCAUCUGUAGCCAGUUCUGCAAGCGACUCAAGAGCUCCCACGAGGCCUUUGCUUCCUCCCUCAAGCAGCUGGAGGUUGGUCACUCGGGAAGGCUUGAAAAGACCGAAGAUCUAUGGUUAAAGGUUCGUAAGGAUCAUGCCCCACGCCUAGCACGUCUCUCAUUGGAGAGCAGGUCGCUGCAAGAUGUUCUGUUACAUGGAAAACCCAGGCUUGGCCGAGAACUUGGAAGAGGACAGUAUGGUGUAGUCUACUUGUGUGAUAGCUGGGGUGGACACUUCCCUUGUGCCCUCAAGUCUGUUGUUCCCCCAGAUGAGAAGCAUUGGAAUGACCUAGCUUUGGAGUUUCACUACAUGAGGUCGCUUCCAAAACAUGAGCGUCUUGUUGACUUACAUGGCUCUGUGAUAGACUACAAUUAUGGAGGGGGCUCGAGCAUUGCGGUCUUACUCAUCACCGAACGUUUGCACAGAGACCUCUAUGUAGGCUUGAAGGCUGGGCUACCUCUGGAGACACGGCUACAGAUAGCAUUGGACGUGGUGGAAGGAAUUCGCUUCUUGCACAGUCAGGGUCUGGUGCACAGGGAUAUCAAACUGAAGAAUGUACUGCUGGACAAAAAAAAUCGAGCAAAGAUUACUGAUCUGGGAUUCUGCAAACCAGAGGCUAUGAUGUCUGGAAGCAUUGUAGGGACACCAAUACACAUGGCUCCAGAACUCUUCUCGGGCAAAUAUGACAAUUCUGUGGAUGUGUAUGCGUUUGGAAUCCUUUUUUGGUAUAUAUGCUCUGGAUCCAUCAAACUCCCAGAAGCUUUCGAAAAAUGCUCAAGUAAGGACCACUUGUGGAACAAUGUCAGAAAAGGUGUACGUCCAGAGCGAUUGGCUAUCUUUGAUGAGGAAUGCUGGAAGCUGAUGGAGGCAUGUUGGAAUGGUGAUCCCUCUCAGCGUCCGCUUCUGGGCAUUGUGCAGCCCAUGCUACAGGGUAUCAGAGACCGCCUUUGCUAUAAGAAAAAGUCUGGCAAAACCUUGGAAGACUCUACCUGAUGUGUGACAAGACUUUCAAUAUAGUUGUUGUUCCUAAACUUCAGACAUCGCUUCCUGCUCUUCUUUAACUGCAGCGGAGAUACAGAACUCCCUGUACAGCUUGGCUGUUGGCACACACCAAGCCACUGAUUCGUAAAGGAACGGAGCUGUCUGUAACCAAACCAUGCCAGACAUAAGUUGAGUGUGCAGUUUUAACCACCUCUCUUUACCCUGUGUUUGCCAACUACAAGAGUACUGAACCAAGGGUAAACCAGCACCUUCUCCAAGCUUAUCGUGGGAUUGUGUAACAAAUAUUUUAAUUAAAGCCGUGAGGCAAAGUAGACCUUCUUAAUAGUAGUGGUUACAAGAAGGUAUAUUUCAGAAUAGGAGCUCGAGUUUGUGUAAACCAGCUUCUUAAUUGGGCGCUGUAAGAACUUCCAUCAAAAAGCUACACGAUUGUGCAGUCAUGGACCUUAUGUAAACAUGCUGUGGUUGCUUCAACAUCUUUAUCGCAUGCCUACUUCAUGCCUUUCAUUUCCUGCCCAACACUUGCCUAAAGCUCUGAUUGUGAACCUUGAGAUUCUAGGACUAACCAUUUUACCAAGGAAACUAAUUCUACUUUCAGGUCACCCAGGUUUACAAGGUGUACCACACAGGUCCAUGUUUAAUGUAUUCUGGGCCACUGGAAGGACAUUCGUGGAAAUAAGCUG
Molecule: messenger RNA, 3638 nt
Organism: Spea bombifrons (plains spadefoot toad)
Lineage: Eukaryota; Metazoa; Chordata; Amphibia; Anura; Pelobatidae
Gene: DSTYK
Product: dual serine/threonine and tyrosine protein kinase
Exons: 13
Coding region: 241-2949 (902 amino acids)
Biological process (GO): protein phosphorylation
Molecular function (GO): ATP binding; protein kinase activity
Source: RefSeq, a predicted model, not a curated record